Aureobasidium pullulans EXF-150 is the source of this 1400-nucleotide messenger RNA. RefSeq lists its product as uncharacterized. The record is from RefSeq and is a predicted model, not a curated record. The transcript has a single exon. NCBI's taxonomy places the organism in Eukaryota, Fungi, Ascomycota, Dothideomycetes, Dothideales, Saccotheciaceae. Bases 263 to 1063 code for a protein of 266 amino acids. Gene Ontology annotation, cellular component: outer membrane.
GUUGUAGGUUUCCUGCUGCCUUUUUGUCUUCAAUCGUCUAUGUUGUUCCCCACCUUCUACCUGACAAGGCCAAAACUCGUUCUUGGAGACUCGAACAGAAUACCAUAAAUUCAUUGACCUGACACUUUCUGGAUCAAAGGAACUCGGGCUGGAAGGCUUUGACAAGACAGCCGACAAGUACUUCGAUAAAGGAUACGACAGAUUGCAUAAACACAGACAUAGAGACGACGACCGUCAGAGAGACAGCAACGGCAAAGACAAUAUGAGUGACCCACAAGGACGUGAUCGUGGCUACGACAACGAUUCAGACGACAGUUACAAUGAACGUCCAAGACGGAGACGCCCUCAAAGAGACGAUCGCGAUGACAAGAAACCACGACAAUACAACGAUCGUGAUGACCGCGACGACCGAGACGAGGAUAGAAAACCACGACGAUACUCCCCUCCAGGCCAAAGCUACCAUCCUCGCGCACCAGAUGCGCAACCCCAAUAUCAACCGUACCAACCACACGCAGCCUACCAACCAGGAAACACAAGGCAAAAGGACACCGUACCACCAAACCCUCCGUAUUACAAUGAUUCAUCCCGCCCCUCAUCCCGCGACUACACACCCACAUCCUCAUCCCGCGGCCCCCAACGCAAUGAACUAGCACGAUACUCCCGACCCAAAAGCCGCUCACCAUCACGGCAUCGUCGCCGCCGCUCUCCUUCUUCAUCUCGCUCGCGCUCUCGCUCCACAUCCCGAUCCCGCGACUUCACCGACUCCCCUCUGAUGGCACUCGACCGCACCCCUCUAGGCCUAGGCGCAGGUCUAGCGGGUGCCCUGCUCGGCGGCUACAUUGGCCGCGAAACUAGUGACAACCAUCGCCAUCAAAAGCGAAGUACGGCUCUGGGGGCCAUCAUCGGCGGAAUAGGAGCGAAUAUACUCGAGAACAGGGUCAGGAUAUAUCGAGAAGAGAUGAAAGAGGAACAGAGAGAGGCGAAAGUCAAGUGGGAGGCCAGACAUGGUAGCGAAGGAGGUGGAAAGGAGAGAAGAGGUAGGAGGGACGAGGACAGGUACUAGUGCGGAUAAGGGGCUGAUGUUCCCUCCUGCGAUCAUCUUCAGUUAAGUCCGGGCUGUGGAUAUGCACGAUGCUUUUCGUUUCACCGGAGCCGUCCACGGUAAAUGAGCUAUUGGAUGCAAUCUCACCGGACUCGACUCUGGCUCGAAACUCAUCGUGAAUUUCGAUCGCUACACGUGUGACAGGUAUUGGCGCAUGAAGAGGAACGGAUGAAUGAAGUAACGAUAUAAUGUUGAAGAGUUUCAAGGGGGGCCAGGGCAGAGUCUCAUUUUUUUUUUCCUCCUUAUAUGAUAAUGUAUCAUUAUUAGCAUCUGUAAGACAUCCGUGCAAAGACCUCCU